AUGAACCUGCAAGAGGAGCUGCAACUCCAGGAGUGGGUGCUGCAGCACUUGCAUCGCCAGGAUGCGCUGCUGCUGCCUCAAGAGCAGCAAGAGGAGCUGCUGCAGCAGCAGCAGCAGUUGCUGCACUAUUCGCCUAGACUGCAGCAGCCGCAACAAAAGCAGCAGCAACAGCAGCAGCAGCAGCAGCACAAGCAGCGGAGAGGGUCCUGGUGCACUACAGAUGGCGGCACACGUGUGCGACAGCCUCCCUCGCUAAAGCAGCAGCAGCAGAAGCAGCAGCAGCAGAAGAAGCUGCAGCAGCAGCGGAAGCAGCAGCAGCAGCAAGAAGCAGCAGGCCGUUCUCUUACCUCUGCGAUGCUUCUGCGGCUGCAGAAGCAUCUACACUUCGUCAAUGAGCUGCGCCGCGAGCAGCAGCAGCAACAGCAGCAGCAAGAGCAACAGGAGCAGGAGCAGCAGCAGCCACAGCAGCAGCAGCAGCAGCCACAGCAGCAGCAGCAGCAGCAAGAGCAGCAAAUAUUAACAGAAGACUUGCAAGAGGCUGCUGUUGCCCCUGAAGAGAAGCAGCAGCAACCGAAGGAGCCACAACAGCAAGCUGCUGCUGUUGCUGCUGCUGUUGCUGCAGGGACAGUGCAGCAACAAAAGUUGCAGCAGCAGCAACAACAAAAGCAGCAGCAGGCAUUGCAGCAACAGCAACCACACCAGCAGCAACGGCAGCACACACAGCAGAAACAUCAGCAGCAGCUGCUGCAGCGGCAGCGGCAGCGGCAACAGCAGCAGCAGCAGCAGCGAGUUCGUGCGGCAUCUGCAGGCAGCCCUGCUGCUGCUGCUGCUGCUGCUGGCAGCUUGUGGGACGCAUUACUAGCGGAGACAGAGAAGGAAGCAUCUGUGCCUCGUGCACCAACUUCUGCUGCUGCUGCUGCUGCCUCUCCUGCUGCUGCUGCCGCUGCUGCUGCUGCUGCUGCUGCUGCUGCUCGGCGAAGGGCUGUGCGUUCUUCUCAGUCGAAAUGUGCUGCUGCUGCUGCUGCUGCUGCUGUUUCGUCAGGAGCAGCAGCUGCUGAUCCUGAAGCGGCUGCAGCAGCAAAAUAUGCUUCUGCUGCAGUAGGUGCAGCAGCAGCAGCAAAGGAUGCUGCAGCAGCAACAGAUGCUGCAGCAGAAAAAGUUGUUGAAGCAGCAACAGACGCUGCAGCAGCAACAGAUGCUGCAGCAGCAACAGAUACUGCAGCAGCAACAGAUACUGCAGCAGCAACAGAUACUGCAGCAUCAACGGAUGCAGCAGCAUCAACAGAUGCAACAGCAGCAGCAGAUGCAGCAGCAGCAGAUGUACCGGCAGCAGAUGCAGCAGCAUCAAAGGAAGCAACAGCAGCAAAAGAUGCAGCACUAGCAGAUACAGCAGCAGCAGCAGCAGCAGCAGCAGAUGCAGCAGCAAAGCCGAUGAUGCCCCCACUGCCUCGUGCAUACAGAGGGCAGCCAACGUGUCCACGGCGGCCGCCACUGUCUGCUGCUGCUGCUGCUGCAGGGAAUCCUGCUGCUGCUGUUGUUGCUGCUGCAGGGAAUCCUGCUGCUGCUGCUGCUGACGUGUCUGCGUCGGGGCAGGCUGCAGCAAGUUGCCAACUGCGUAGCUGCUGCAACAGCAGCAGCAGCAGCAGCACCACCCGCAGCAGCAGCAUAUGCAGCAGCACCAUCACUACUAAUACAAGCAGAAGACAGCAGGCCAUGGAGAAAAGCCCUCAACGUGCCGCUGCUGCUGCUGCUGCUGCUUCGCGUGCUGCUGUUUCGCGUGCUGCUGCUGCGCGCGCUGCAGCUGCACGCAAGAACUCCGGAGACCCGUAUGCUCAAAAGUACUUGGCAGCAGCAGCAACAGCAGCAGCAGCAGCACCAGUAGCAACAAAAGAAGCAGCAGCAGCUGUAAGACAAGCGUCGACAGCAGCAGCAGCAGCAGAACCUCCAGUAGUAGUAGCAGCUGCAACACGAAGAGCAGCAGCUGCUGCAGCUGCAGCAGCAGCUGCAGCAGAUGCAGCAGCAGCAACAAGAGUAUUAGCAGCAGGUGGUCACUGCCCGCAGCACUCUUCUGCUCCGCCUAGACAGCACCAGAGGCAGCGGGCGCUGUGCACGAGGCAGCAGCGGCAGCAGCAGCAGCAGCAGCGACAGCAACAAGAGCAGCAGCAGCAGCAGCAAACACCGCUGUGCUUGCGUUGCUACAGCCCAUCUAGUGAAAGAUCCACCGCUAACGUGAGCAGCCGCCAGCAGCAGCAGCAGCAGCAGCUGCUGCAGCAGCAGACUCGGAAGGCGGCGACAGCAGCAGCUACAGCAGCACCUGUUGCGUCUACAGCAGCAGGAGCAGCAGGAGCAGCAGCAACAGCAGCAAAAGGCAGCUGUAGCAGCUGCUGCACUGCGCCUCUUCGUGGUGUCCCUUGGGGAGGUUGCGGCCGCCAUCCAGCAGCAGGAGCAGCCACAGCAGCAGCUCCUGUUGCUGCAGCAGCAGCACCUGCUGCUGCAGCAACUGCUGCUGCUGCUGCUGCUGCUGGGUCUGCUGCACAUACACCCCACGGGAGUCGCAGUCUCUCUGCUGGAUCUCUAAGAAGCUUAGAUUGCCUAACGCCCCCCCAUUGCGCACUAGGCCGCCAUUUUGCUGCUCCUGCUGCUGCUGCACCUGCUGCUGCUGCUGCUGUUGCUGACUUGGGUGGCGGUGUGGCGCAAACAGCAGCAGCAGUUGCUGCUGCUGACGAAGAAUCGCUGCAGCAGCAGCAGCAGCAGCAGCAUAGCUGCAGAGAUACUCGGCAUCCGUCGAACGUCACACACAAGACAGGCACGCCUGCAGCAGCAGCAGCAACCGCUGCUGCUGCUGCUGCUGCAACGGCAGCUAAAGGUGCUGCUGCAAUGCACUGCUGCCUACAGCGCUGCCGCCAGCAGCAAAGGGCAACUGAGGCUUCGCAGGCCUCUACUGCUGCUGCUGCAGCAAAUGCCGCAGCAGCAGCACCUGCAGCAGCAGCAGCAGCACCGGGUUAUACAGGCCAUCAGCUUGCUGCUGCACCUGUGGAGAACGAGCAGCAGCAGCAGCAGCAGCAGCCCCGAGUGCUGCACAACCACAAGAGGCAGCAGCACUGCAAAAAGAAGCACAUCGUUCUGCUGAUGCAUGCAGCAGCAACUCAGAGCAGCAGCAGCAGCAGCAGCAGCUGUAACAAUACAUGCAACCGUGGAGAUCAAACAAGCCGGCAGCUAUACAAUAUCCCGGCUUCAGCAGCAGCAGCAACAGCAGCAGCAGCAACGGCAGCAGCAACAGCAGCAGCAGCAGGUCCUCCGUCUAGUUUGGCACUGAUCCCCUUCGACGGCGGAGGCCGCACGUUGGCCCACAGCGAUCUGCUGCUGCAGCAGCAGCACAACGCGCAGCAGCAACAGCAGCAGCAGGAAGCACAGCAGCAGCAGCAGCAGCAGCAGCACGGGUUGCCUGAUGGGCAGGGCCGCAUGCAGUGCGAACCUUUACGGGUUGCGCAUCUGUGCCAGACAACUUUGCUGCAGCUGCAGCAGCAGCAGCAGCAGCAGAAGCAACUGCAGCAGCAGAAAGUGCAGCAGCAAACGCCGCCGCAGCAGCAGCAACAACUGGAGCAACAGCAGCAAAUGCCAGCAACACUAAAUCUAGUUGCUGCUGCACCUGAUUGCUUCUCCUGUUUGCCCUGGCAGCAACAUUUGCAGCAGCAGCAAGUGCAGCAGCUGCAGCAGCAGAAGGUGCAAAAGCUGCAACAGCAGCAUGUGCAGAAGGUACAGCUGCAGCAAGUGCAGCAGAUGCAGGAGCAGCAGCAGCAAGUACAGCAGCCGCAGCAACUACAGCAGCAAAAACAACACCAGCUGCAGCACCACAGCACACCGAGUAGCCAGCAGUACCAGCAGCAACAGCAGCAGCAGUUGCGUCAGCAGCAGCUGCAGCAGCAGCAGCUGCAGCUGCUGGUGGAACCAGGGCACCCCACACUGCAGCAGCUGCAACAGCAGUAUGCCGAACUGCAGCAGCUGCAGCAGCAGCAUGCAGAACUGCAGCAAAUGCAGCUGCAGCUUCAGCAGCUGCAGCAGGAGCAGCAGCUGCAGCAGGAGCAGCAGCUGCAGCAACAAGAGAAGGCUGCAUGCGAUGACCAAGGUACCCUAACCACAGCGGGUAGCAGCAGCAGCAGCAACAGCAACAGCAGCAGCUUCCCCUGUUAUCCAUUGCCAUAUCCGCAGCAGAAUCAGCUGCUUCUGCUGCAGCAGCAGCUGCAGCAGCAAAUGCAACUGCAGCAGAAGCAGCAGCAAGUGCAACUGCAGCAGCAGCAGCAGCAAGUGCAACUGCAGCAGAAGCAGCAGCAAGUGCAACUACAGCAGCAGCAACAGCCACAAGUGCAGCAGAACCGCUGCUGCAGCAGACUCUGCAGGGUGUCUGCUCCCUCUAACAUUGAUGAGCAGCAGCAACAGCUGCUGCUGCAUCAGGUGCAGCAACAGCAGCAGCACCUGCUGCUGCAGCGACAGUUGCAGCAGCAGCUGCCUAGUCUUCUUACUACCCCGCUUAGCAGUGUAUGCAUGCCCCCGCAGCUGCAUCAACUGACGAAGAAGCAGGAGCUGCAGCAGGUGCAGCCACAGCAGCAAAUGCAGCAGCAGCAGCAGCAACAGAAAGUGCAGCAGCAGCAGCUGCAGCAGCUGCAGUGUUUUGCUCCCCCCCUACCUCAUCCUUGCUUGCCCAAAGAUAACCCUCCAGGCACUCUGCUGCUGGCGCAUCUGCAGCAAAUGCAUGCAGGCCAGCAGCAGCAGCAGCAGCAGCAGCAAGAGCAGCAGCUGCUGUGGACUAAGGAAGUUGAGCUUAUGGAGGAAGAGAGCUGCAGCAUUAGCUGCGGCGAUGCGCCCCCAACGCAGCGGCUGCUGCCUGUUGCUGCUGCUGCUGCUUCUGCAUGCAGUUCAUUGUUUGACCCUGCUGCGGGGCCCCAAGAGCAGCAGCGACAGCAGCAGCAGCAGCAGCAGCUUCAACUGCAGCAGCCUGCAAGUAAGCAGCAACAGCAGCAGCAUCCUAUGCUACAGAUGUGGGAAGGCAGCACAGCAGCAGAGCUGCAUUUGCAGGACUGGGGAGAAGAGGAGCAGCAGCUGCUGCUGCAGCAACAACUGCAGCAGCAGCAGCAGCAGCAGCAGCCAGGCGUAAUGCGGCUGCUGCAGUUGGCAGCAGCAGGUAGCCGUCAGCUCAGAGAGAGAGUUGUUAGAGAUCCCUCUAAGGAGGUAGAGAUAUCUGCAGCAGCAGCUGCUGCUGCUGCCGCUGCUGCUGCAGCAAAUAUGUCUACUACUAACACUGCAGCAGCAGCAGCAGCAGCAGCAGCCGCUGCUGCUGCUGCUGCUGCUGGUGGUCGUCUUACGGAGUGUACAGACACUUAUAAUAACAUAAUAUAA
Molecule: messenger RNA, 5394 nt
Organism: Eimeria maxima
Lineage: Eukaryota; Apicomplexa; Conoidasida; Eucoccidiorida; Eimeriidae
Exons: 1
Coding region: 1-5394 (1797 amino acids)
Source: RefSeq, a predicted model, not a curated record